Molecule: messenger RNA, 2709 nt
Organism: Rhinolophus ferrumequinum (greater horseshoe bat)
Lineage: Eukaryota; Metazoa; Chordata; Mammalia; Chiroptera; Rhinolophidae
Gene: PRR35
Product: proline rich 35
Exons: 4
Coding region: 765-2483 (572 amino acids)
Source: RefSeq, a predicted model, not a curated record
UUUGGGGGUGCCGGUCCAUUCAGCCUCCUGUUUGGAGGCACAGCUUGGCCAGGCAGAGCUAGCCAGGAAAGGAUUCUCGCUCUACCGUUCACAUGCACUGGGCUGUGCUCCUCAGCUCGCGGCUCCAGCCCUCCCAGGACGAGGCUCUCUGCUCCUGGGCUGGGUUGCAGCCCUCCCCAGGCUGGCUCUGUUCCCCACAGCGCCCCCUGUCCCGGGGCUCAGCCCCUAGGCCCUGGCUCAGGCGGGCGGCUGUCAGGGGCCAGAGCCCUGCCCUGACGGAUGAGUGCUGACGGCCCCUCUCCAUGCGCCCUGGGCCGCUGACACCCCCAUCACACCGCUGCAGGGACCCCGGGAGACCUCGCCGCCUCUGCGCACCCUCGCGGCAGCCUGCAGGCGACAGGGGCGGGGAUGGUGCCAGGCGCCCCGCAUUCGUCCGCACACCUGCGCCUCCACUCCUGGCUCCUUCGCGACGCUGUCCGUCCCUGCCCGGCUCUGGUGGUGCCACUGGUGUCACCGGCCACCGUUCCAUCCAGGAGUUGCCGGCGCAGCAGAGAGAGCUGAGCGGGUCCUGGGCGCGCGAGGCUGCCCGGGUCGGAGGUCGCAGCGCCUCCCGGAGCCCAGCGCCGUAGCGCACGCGCGGCCGCUCCUGCUGCCAACUUCGGUGGGUGAGAGUCGGCGUCGGGGGGACGCGGUCGGUGGCAGAGGCUUCGGGUACUCGCUGCCAAGUGGCCAUGGUACCAGGGCCUGUCCUCUAGCAGGCCGCCAUGUCCCGAGAGGCAGGCUCAUGCCGCCUGGGCCCCGGGGUGCGGGCACGGGCCCGGAAGCCCAAGAAGCCGCAUUACAUCCCACGGCCUUGGGGCAAGCCCUACAACUAUAAGUGCUUCCAGUGCCCGUUCACCUGCCUGGAGAAGUCACACCUCUACAACCACAUGAAGUACAGCCUCUGCAAGGACUCCCUCUCCCUGCUGCUCGACUCCCCGGAGUGGGCAUGCCGCCGCACCCCCGCUGCACCCCGGCCCCGGGAGCUCUCCGCGGACGGCCCCCCUGACUCUGCCGACCCAGGCAGCCUUCCCCAAAGAGCUCUGGCUGCUUCGGCCACACCUGACCUUCUUGUCACUGACGUCCUCUCCCUGCACCGCAGUGUCAGGGGCUCCAAGCCAGGGGCUGAGGGGUCCCCAGGGACACCACCCCCUGCGGCCAGGGAUGCCCAGAAGGGUGCGGGCCUCGGUGGGCUCCUGGCAGAGUCGUGGAAGCCCGGGCUGGGCAGGGGCUCCAGGAGCGUGGUUGUGGUGGACUCGGCUACUGCAGGCCCUGAGAGCGGCGUCCCCUGCUACCCUCCGCCCACCUCCAGCGAGUUCCCCGAGGCCCAGAGCCUCCAGCUGUCUCUGCUGGGUGUCAACUACCCUCUGGGCCCCAGCCUCUUUUCCUACCUGGGGCCCUCUCUGGCCGCUGCAGCCCACCUGCCCUUCCUGGCCUCGGCCAGCCCCUUGCUGCCCCCGGCCGCUGCUUUCCCUGCCCCACAGACCCCUGAGCGCCCUGCCCCUGGCCCCCGCCUGUACUACCCUCUGCUCCUGGAACAUAGCCUGGGGCUGCCGGCAGACAAGGCUGCCCCUGCCAAGCCCCCCGCCCCUCCCAAGGGCCCCCCCGGGACUCUUGCCCCCGGGCUACUAAAGAUGCCAGUACCCGGGCUGGGUGGGCCCUGGUCCUGUGGCGCCCCCAGGGACCCAGGGCAAGAGGCGGGGCUGGAGCUGGCUGCCCAGAGUGACCCCAAGAGGAAGCUGCCCCUGGCAAGCAGGCUGGAGCCCCCGAAGGCCCCCUCCAGCAUGGCUAAGCUUGGUUCCCAGAGCAGCCUGCGGACUGGCCCCUCCAUGAUGCUCUGGCCUGAGGACAAGGAGCCAGGUGACCCCGAGACCUUGGGCCCUGUGUCCCCCCUGCCCCAGCAGCCACCGGGCCUGGUGCUGGGGGGCCCUGGGCAUGUGGGUGAGGAUCUGACGCGUGCCCUCGGCGACUAUGCUAGGGUGGAGCAGCGCCUGGGGCAGCUGGCACCUGCCAGGGGCCUGGCUCCACGGCCUCUGCGGGAGCAGCUGGGCAAGAUUCGCCGGGAGCUACUCACCAUCCAUCAGGCGCUGGAGCGGGCUGUGCGGCCCCCGGACGUACCCCUUGAUCUCUCUGUGAAACGGGCACCCUCCAAGGUGCCCUCGGUGCCCUUGGGGGUCUGGGGACAGCCAGAGCUCAGCCCCACACUGGUCCAGGGGACCCCCGAGCCACCCAGAAUGUUGGGCCCCACACUGGCUGAACCCUUCUCUGGCCAUACCACCAAGUGUGAGGCUGACUCCAGUGUCCCACCCCCAGUUCUCCCCCUCCCAGCCCCAGAUGACCCUGUCAUUCCUGGUAGUAGCUGGGGCCCCCGGAGCAGGGCUGGGGGCUCCUGGCCCGCUGAGGCUGCCUCUGGCCUGCAGAGCCCCUCAGGUGCUGAGGUCUGACCGCAGCUCCUGCUGUCGCCUCUGUCCUUAAAAGACAGGGGCCCGUCCCCAAUCCCACGCCCACCGCCUGGCCCCCCACCUGCCUUGGCCUCGGGGGUGAGGCCUGGAGCCUACCCAGCAUGCCCGUGGAUGGACCCCACCUGCCAUGGCCGUGGCCUGUCUCUGGGGCCACAAAGGGACAGCAGAGGGUCACAGCUUCUUAUUGAUCACAGGUGUGAACAUUAAA